GGGGCGGGAGGUAAGGUUACAGCACCCGAAGCAGUCGCGGCCUCUUCGAAUUUCGCAUGUGGCUGUUAAGGACGUUUACAUUUGAAUUUCCCUGAACAGCCAAGUGUGCGCCGCGGCGCGAACCCGCCCCGGAAACCUCCAGGCCCUUCCCGCCACCCGCCGACUCGGCCCCACUAGGGGUCCCCACGAGGCGGCAGGAGGGCCGGACGGGCCUGGGCAGACGGCCGCAGGCUGGGCGUCCAGGACGCCCCUCCCCACUGCCCUCAGUCUUGUCCGGGCCACGCCCAGCCCAGCGCGCCUAGCCGACGGUUGCCGAAGGGCUCGAUUUUGAAUUUAGAAGCCCGGCCCUCGAGCCUCACGAGCGUGCUCCCGGCCCCCCAUUGGCCGGUGGCGGUCACGUGGGAGUACCGGCGCGAGCCGGCCAUGUUGGGGAGUGCGGCGCUGGGGCCCACGCCACCUCCGCCCCCCGCGGCCCUCCUCCCCUCCGCCUGCCGCUCGUCGCAGCCCGAGAGGAAACAAAGUGCUGCGGGCGGGAGAAUUGGCGGCGGCGGCGCGAGGACCCUGUUCGGCCCUCUCGGUCACCCUCCCUUCUUGUCUUCCUGUUGUGUGUGUGUUCGUAUGUGUAUGUGUGCUUGUUUUCUUAGAGAGGGCAUUUUACUAUUGCUUGACUGAUAAUCCUCCCCCUUGCCUUUGUGCUGCAUCCCCGCUCCUGCCACCCCAGGUGGUUCUCCCUUUCCUCCCCACGGCAGACUCUGCGCGCGAGUGCGGGCCGCCAGUUCCCGCCUUUCCGGCUUCGCUGCCUGCAACGCCCUCCGUGCCCCCACUUCGUUCCUGUGCUGCCCACGGCCUCCCAGCUCCGCUCUCCCCGCCAGCCCCCUCCGCCGAUUGCUCCGCCACCCGCCAUGGCGACAGCGACCCCCGUGCUGCCGCGGACCGGCAGUCGCGCCAGCGCUCCCGCUACGCCACUGAGCCCCACGCGGCUGUCGCGGCUGCAGGAGAAGGAGGAGCUGCGCGAGCUCAAUGAUCGGCUGGCCGUGUACAUCGACAAGGUGCGCAGCCUGGAGACGGAAAACAGCGCGCUGCAGUUGCAGGUGACCGAGCGUGAGGAGGUGCGCGGCCGCGAGCUCACCGGCCUCAAGGCGCUCUACGAGACGGAACUGGCUGACGCGCGACGCGCGCUCGACGACACGGCCCGCGAGCGCGCCAAGCUGCAGAUCGAACUGGGCAAGUUCAAGGCCGAACACGACCAGCUGCUCCUGAAUUAUGCUAAGAAAGAAUCUGAUCUUAAUGGAGCCCAGAUCAAGCUUCGAGAAUAUGAAGCAGCGCUGAAUUCUAAAGAUGCGGCUCUGGCUACUGCACUUGGUGACAAGAAAAGUUUAGAAGGAGAUUUGGAAGAUCUGAAGGAUCAGAUUGCCCAGUUGGAAGCCUCCUUAGCUGCUGCCAAAAAACAGUUAGCUGAUGAAACUUUACUUAAAGUGGAUUUGGAGAAUCGCUGUCAGAGCCUUACUGAGGACUUAGAGUUCCGUAAAAACAUGUAUGAAGAGGAGAUUAAUGAGACCAGAAGGAAGCAUGAAACUCGCUUGGUAGAGGUGGAUUCUGGGCGUCAGAUUGAGUACGAAUAUAAGCUGGCUCAAGCCCUUCAUGAGAUGAGAGAACAACAUGAUGCCCAAGUAAAGCUGUACAAGGAAGAGCUUGAGCAGACUUACCAUGCCAAACUUGAGAAUGCCAGACUGUCCUCAGAGAUGAAUACUUCUUCUGUCAACAGUGCCAGGGAAGAACUGAUGGAAAGUCGUAUGAGAAUUGAGAGCCUUUCAUCUCAGCUUUCUAAUCUACAGAAAGAGUCUAGAGCAUGUUUGGAAAGGAUUCAAGAAUUGGAAGACUUGCUUGCUAAAGAGAGAGACAGCUCUCGUCGCAUGCUGUCUGACAAAGAGAGAGAGAUGGCAGAAAUAAGGGAUCAGAUGCAGCAACAGCUGAAUGAUUAUGAACAACUUCUUGAUGUAAAGUUAGCUCUGGACAUGGAAAUCAGUGCUUACAGGAAACUCCUGGAAGGCGAAGAAGAGCGAUUGAAGCUCUCUCCAAGCCCUUCUUCUCGUGUGACAGUAUCACGAGCCUCCUCAAGUCGCAGUGUUCGUACAACUAGAGGAAAGCGGAAGAGAGUCGAUGUGGAAGAAUCUGAAGCAAGCAGUAGUGUUAGCAUCUCUCAUUCCGCCUCAGCCACUGGCAGUAUUUGCAUUGAAGAGAUAGAUGUUGAUGGGAAAUUUAUCCGCUUGAAGAACACUUCUGAACAGGAUCAACCAAUGGGAGGCUGGGAGAUGAUCAGAAAAAUAGGAGACACAUCGGUCACUUACAAAUAUACCUCAAGAUAUGUGCUGAAGGCAGGCCAGAGUGUUACAAUCUGGGCUGCAAAUGCUGGUGUCACAGCCAGUCCUCCCACCGACCUCAUCUGGAAAAACCAGAACUCUUGGGGCACUGGCGAAGAUGUGAAGGUUAUAUUGAAAAAUUCUCAGGGAGAGGAGGUUGCUCAAAGAAGUACAGUCUUUAAAACAACCAUACCCGAAGAGGAAGAAGAGGAGGAAGAAGCUCCUGAAGCUGUUGUAGAGGAAGAACUUUUUCACCAGCAGGGAACCCCAAGAGCAUCCAACAGAAGCUGUGCAAUUAUGUAAACUUCUCAAGUCAACUGUCUUCCUCAAAAUAAAGAAGUAUGGUAAUCCUUACCUACAUACAGUGCAGAGCCUUCUCGAAGCACAGAGUAUUUUUAUAUUUCCUUUAUGUGAAUUUUUAAGCUGCGAAUCUGAUGGCCUUAAUUUCCUUUUUGACACUGAAAGUUUUGUAAAAGAAAUAUCCAUACACUUUGUUGCAAGAUGUGAAUUAUUGACACUGAACUAACUGUGUACUGUUGUUUGGAAAGGGUCCCUCCAAUUUUUUACAUUUUUUGUAUGUGUGUUUUUUUAAGUUCUUAUGGGGUGGGGGAGGGUGGGAAUAAACCACUGUGUGUCUGGGUUAAUUUGAAGAUUGCUCCAUCUAGAUUAGCAAUCUGCUCUUGAUUAUUCUCUGCUAUAUAUAACGGUGCUGUGAGGGAUGGGAAAGCAGUUUUCAAUAUAUUGAACUUUUGUACUGAAAUUUUUAUAAUAAGCAAUCAAGGUUACAAAAUUUUUUUUAAAUAGAAAAGAGAAAUUUUGUAAGAAGGCAAUAUUAACCUAAUCAUCAUGUAAGCACUCUGGAUGAAGGAUUCCGCAAAACUUUGUUUUAUGGUUACUUCUCUUAGAUUCUUAAUUCAUGAGGGGAACAGAGGGGGAGGGCUGUAAGGGGAGGAGGGAAGGGCUUCUCUGUUAAAAUGCAUUAGUUGUGUUUUUUAAGAUAGUAUAACUUGCUUAUUUCGCAUGUGACAUUAACAAAUAAAAAGCUGUUUUAAUAUUAACCUACUGUCUUUUUGCACCCUUUUUAAAAAGAACAGGGGUUUUGAGGGGAGAAAAAUAUUAUUUCAGUUUGGCUUUUGAUAAAUAAUUUGGCUUCCUGUUUGAACGGGGUUUUUCUUCAAGGCUUUGACAAUGAGCAAGAUAAAUGAACAAAUAAACAAUUUUUGGGAUCUCUUAUUCUUUUCAGUGCUCUAUUGUCAUUAAGAAUAAUGGUAAUAACAAUAAAAACAAUAAUAAUAGCUAAUAUUCAUUGAGCCACAUGCAUUGUGCUCUGUACGUAACAUUUUUUAGCUCAUUAGCGAUAAGACUUUUCAAAAUCUUUUUAAGUUGGAAAGCAAAAUGGGAACCUAGGGAUAGUGGGAGAAGACAGUGCGGAAGGACAUUCCUUUUAAAGGUGAAACAGAAGACAAUAUUUAUUCUAGAAUCUAGUCUUGCUGUCUUUUAAAAUAGGGGGUAGGGAAAGAUUGAUUAAAAGCUGACUUUUAGAGGAUUACCUUUUGAAUAAAAUGAAAUACAGGUGUGGGGUAGCUUUGUUAUGUAUGGUAAUAACUAGGUGUCAUUUGUUGUGGGUCUUGGGGAGUUUUUGUCUUGUGAAUGUUUUAGUUAAAGUGAGUUCAUCUUGCAGAAAGUAGAUAUCUGGACCAUACCUAGGAUGAACAGAUGAUAACAUUUCAGAAGCUAACCCCGAGUCAGUGUUUGCUUUUCUCUUAAAAUAUUCCUGCGGUAAGCUGCACAAAGACUUCUAGCUUUCACUUGAAAAUAACUCACAAAGCCCCAGAAUUACUGUGCUCCACGGAUUUACUGCAUAGUCUGGUGCCAUUGCAGACACAAGAUAAAUGCUGGGUUAGAAAUUCUGUCUGGUGAAGCAGAUAAAAUGAUAACUUCUCAACAAGGAUUUAUCUUCAGAAUGAGGAUGGCAAUGCAGUGUAUGGCCAAACUUGGUUGUGAAACAUUUUGCCACAAGAUGGGGUUCUUGU
Molecule: messenger RNA, 4393 nt
Organism: Trichechus manatus latirostris (Florida manatee)
Lineage: Eukaryota; Metazoa; Chordata; Mammalia; Sirenia; Trichechidae
Gene: LMNB1
Product: lamin B1
Exons: 11
Coding region: 903-2663 (586 amino acids)
Biological process (GO): protein localization to nuclear envelope; nuclear envelope organization; heterochromatin formation
Cellular component (GO): nuclear lamina; nuclear envelope
Molecular function (GO): structural constituent of cytoskeleton
Source: RefSeq, a predicted model, not a curated record